AUGCCGAACAAUGCAACACGCCUCUUCGAAGAGUUUAGAGCCACGGAAAUACCACCAACAAAAGAGACCUCACUGCUAUCUACGAGUACAACUGAAGACAUUGGUGCCACCAGUACGAGUGCUGCCACUGCCACCACCAGCUCUGCAGCCACUUCUACUGCAACUGUGGCGACACAUGCUGCAGCAGAUUCCACUACUUCGACAGUUCCUUCUGACGAAUUGAAGGUGAGAUCGGGUUGUCGCUCAGGCUUUUGA
Cooperia oncophora is the source of this 255-nucleotide messenger RNA. NCBI's taxonomy places the organism in Eukaryota, Metazoa, Nematoda, Chromadorea, Rhabditida, Trichostrongylidae. The record is from the annotation of a GenBank genome assembly.